AUGCCGUUGGUGGUGUUUGUCACAGCAUGGGAUCGGAGGGGGAGUUCCUAUGUGAUAGGUGAUACUAUAUCGGAAAUAAUUAAAUCAGCUAAAGACACCUUGAAAUUGUACCUGGACUCUACUGGUUUCGAUGCAGGUGCAGAAAUGAGCAUUGAUGCCAUUUUCACGACAUUGAUCAGUGAUGCAAAGGCAGGCGGCCAGAAAAUUGCAUUUUUCAUUGCACCCGAAGGAGAGAAGAAUACAUAUCUGUCAGUGCAAACAACUCCUCGUACCCCACUGGCAGAGAACACCAUACGCAGUGAGAAUCAACCACCAGCAACUCCCACUUCAAGGCCAGCAGCUGAGAGGCACAUCACAAGGUACCCAGUGCUGCCUAUGGACAUAGUGAGGAAGACACUGAAGGGCCUGAAGCAGCAAAUUGAUGAGGCGUCAAGUUUCUCCUGCUUGAGCCUUGUCAAGGCCAGAGACAAAGCGGCUAAGACCAUCAGUGCCGAGGUUGUGAGGCACAUUCUUCACUGCUGCCCAAAUGACUUUAGCAGGAGCACAGUGAGAUUCUAUGGUGGAGUUGUCUUAAACUCAGACGAAGGAAUUUACAGGGAUGUAUUUGCCCAAUUUGUGGGGAACGAGAAGAUGAGUGAUGGAGAGGAAUGGUUUCUGUCGAAGAUUUACCAGGGUUUGCAGUACAAGAAGCCAGCAGAACAAAAGAAGAAGAAAAGGGCCCGUGAUGAUAGUACUGAAGAUGCUGCUCGUUCCCUCACAAGAUGCCUGGGUAAGAAUUAUGGAUGCACGAAUUACGCCCCCUCCCUUCCUUCUGGUGAGACAGUGGAGAGCCAGACUGCUAAGAGAGAGGCCCUGAAAGCUCUGCACGUGAACCAGGACUGGGGCCAGGCUGCAGAGAUAGCAUUCAGGGACACUUUCUCCACUCAAAGGCACGACAUACUUGGAACCAGGCCUUUCUCUGCAUUGGGUACAGAGUUUAUUAGCCAAUGGCCAAUCUUCACAAACGGGAAGUUCCUCUUAAUACAUUCAGAGUUACUGACAGGGGUCACAGUGACUCACUUCCACAACAGGCUGGGUGACCGAACACCUGAUAUUGUGAAGUAUAUGAAGCGCUUUUGGGCAGAUCAGGAGGCUGUCAUAAAGGGUGCCCGGAGCAAGCUCUCAGCUCAGGCAUCCUCUAUGCUGAAACUACUCAGAGAGAUGGAGGAGGCAUGCACUGCUGGGAGGCGCCGCUCCCAUCAGUGCGCUGCUGUGUUUCCUCUCAUUUGUGCCUACAUGACGGAGAAAUUCUCAGCAAUGGUAGUUACUGCACCUAUCCAGGCAUCUGAAGAGGAGUGCAAGUCAGCAGUGGAAGUCGGACAUGGCAAUCCGAUUAUUCUCUUGCAAGGUGAUGGCAUUUUUGACAGCAGUGCUGUGUGCAGUGUCUUCUUAUUUGAUACUGUUCAAAUAAAGGCGAACAACUUCAGUGAAGCUGUCCAGAUAUGGUUCAUGGCUUUCUAUGUCUUCAAUUUUUGUUACACCAAAGAGUUGCAACAUACUCUCGAGUUCAUACAAAGGUGAGGCAGCAUACUUCAUUUCAGUUUUCCAUGUUGGAUGUUUCCAUGUUGGGUCUAAAGCAUAAUUUAAUAUUUUCAGAUACUUCAUGGGCAUUAAUCCACCAACAGGUGACAGGCGCUUGAACAGUAAGCGCUAUGUUAGCACAGCGA
Thrips palmi is the source of this 1706-nucleotide messenger RNA. RefSeq lists its product as uncharacterized. Bases 1 to 1560 code for a protein of 519 amino acids. Lineage: Eukaryota; Metazoa; Arthropoda; Insecta; Thysanoptera; Thripidae. The transcript is spliced from 7 exons. The record is from RefSeq and is a predicted model, not a curated record.